Oryza brachyantha (malo sina) is the source of this 1154-nucleotide messenger RNA. RefSeq names its product FAS1 domain-containing protein SELMODRAFT_448915-like. The record is from RefSeq and is a predicted model, not a curated record. Lineage: Eukaryota; Viridiplantae; Streptophyta; Magnoliopsida; Poales; Poaceae. Bases 223 to 954 code for a protein of 243 amino acids. The transcript has a single exon.
ACAGAACAGUUAACGAUCCCUCAACUACCAAAGAUAUCAAACAAAGUUAGUUUAAACAUGCUCAAAGCCUGAAAUGCAACAAAGUAGUUCAUGCAGGAAAUAAGCAUGCAGCACAAGCACUCCAACCCCACAAUCUAACCAGAAUAAAGCAAGGAAGUCUGAUUGCAGCAAGGAGCUAGUAUACAAGAUCUGAGCUCAUACCUCUUGCUACCACUUACCCCCAUGGCUUCCUUCCUUGCUCCUAGCCUGUUCAUUUCCCUCAUCAUAGUGUCAGCCUCCAACACCAUUGCUGCACCUUCCGCAUCAGUGGUGGUUAAUGGUGACAUCACCACCACUGUGCAGGAGAUGCAGCGAGCGCGCUACUUCACCUUCGUCAUGCUCAUCAGGAUGGUGCAGGAGAAGAUCCCACAGAACACCACCUUCCUGAUGCCCAACGACAGGAUGCUGUCAACCGCAUCAAUCCCGGAGAACCAAGUGCUGGAGUUCCUUUCAAGACAUUCCAUCCCGGCUCCGCUCAUGUUUGAUGACCUCAUCAGGCUUCCCAAUGGAACGACAGUUCCCACAGGCCAUUCAUGCCAGACGAUCACGAUAACCAACAUGGAGCACCAGAAGCUCUACUUCAACAAUGUUGAGCUCACCAGCCCUGACGUCUGCCAUGUAGGAGAUUUGUUCAGGUGCCAUGGAAUCAAUGGAGUUAUAAGGCCAAUAGUACCAAGGGGAAAAGGGACAGCUUGCCCUGGCCACGUUGUUCCAACAGCAGCACCUGCGCCAGCUUCAGUGGCAAACCAAUCCUUGGAAACAUCUUCGCUAACAUCAUCCAACAUGGGUUCUGCUUCUGCCACUAGUUCAAUGCAACCUGCAGCAGAAAGCCCUCAAAGUUCAGACACUUCAACAUCACAAAUUGCAUUCUCUUGUAUUAAACUAAUCCUAGUCUUAAUAUUUUCCAUUUUCUAAAUCUGACAGAUUGUUGUUCAAUGUGCAUCUCUAUUCCAGAAAUUUUAAUGCAUCCUAGUAGUGUUCUGUCUGGAUGUCUUGACACUUUUUUUCUGAUCGGUACAUUUUUGGUAUUUAGAGGAAAAGCUUCAUUACAGAGACACUAUAUUUCCCUUUUUUUGAAGGAUAGGAAAUAAAUAAUGGCAAGAAAUAAAUCAUCU